CGGAGACCGGAGUGGGACCGGCACGCCAGGGCAGCGCUGGCUGGUGCGAUGCGCCUGGUCUGGUGUCUGGCCUCCCGCUGGCAGGCCCCUUGGAGACACGGAGCAUGCGGCCUCCUGCACACGGCCCCCGCCGCCCCCCUGGAUGGGGCUGCCCCAGUGUUUGUGCGAGCCCUGGCAUUUGGGGACAGAAUCGCCCUGGUUGACCAACAUGGCUGCCACACCUACAGGGAUCUCUAUGCCCGCAGCCUCCGCCUGUCCCGGGAGAUCUGUAAACUCCGGGGCUGCGUGGAUGGGGACCUCCGGGAGGAGAGGGUCUCCUUCCUGUGCUCCAACGACGCCUCUUACGUGGUUGCCCAGUGGGCUGCGUGGAUGAGUGGCGGCAUUGCUGUCCCUCUGUACCGGAAGCACCCCGAGGCCCAGCUGGAGUACUUCAUCCGGGACUCAAGGAGCUCCUUGGUGGUGGCCGGCCAGGAGUACGAGGCGCUGCUGGGCCCCGUGGUCAGCAGGCUGCGGGUCCCUCUCCUGCCUCUCACUCCCGCCGUCUACCACGAGGCCGCAGAGGGGACCACAGAGGCACAGGUGCCAGACCGGGUGUGGCGAGACCGUGGAGCCAUGAUCUUCUACACCAGCGGCACCACGGGGAGCCCCAAAGGGGUCCUGAGCACCCACCGCAACCUUGCAGCUGUGGUGACUGGGCUGGUCCACGCCUGGGCCUGGACGAGAGAUGAUGUGAUCCUCCAUGUCCUCCCACUGCACCACGUCCACGGCGUGGUCAACAAGCUGCUCUGCCCGCUCUGGGUGGGAGCCACCUGUGUGAUGCUGCCCGAGUUCAGUGCCCAGCAGGUCUGGGAGAAGUUCUUAAGUUCUGAGACUCCACGGAUUAACAUGUUUAUGGCCGUGCCCACGAUAUACAGCAAACUGAUAGAGUACUACAACAGACAUUUCACCCAGCCUCACGUCCAGGACUUUGUGCGUGCAGUUUGUGAAGAAAAAAUUAGGCUAAUGGUGUCAGGCUCGGCGGCCCUGCCCAUCCCCGUGCUGGAGAGGUGGAAGAGCGCCACGGGCCACACACUGCUGGAGCGCUACGGCAUGACGGAGAUCGGCAUGGCCCUGUCCAACCCGCUGACCGCAGCCCGCCUGCCAGGCUCCGUGGGGACCCCGCUACCAGGAGUGGAAGUACGUAUUGUCUCCGAGAGCCCACAGAAGGAGGGCUGCCCCUAUGCUGUCCACGCGGAAGGAAACGAGCGGGGGACAAAGGUGGGUCUGUGGGGUGGGGCCCGCUUGGUACGCAGCGGCAAGGCUGCGCUGUCCCCCGCGCCAGGGCUGGCUCUGGACAGCAGGGACACAUGCCAGCGUCUGAGGCCUCCUGCUGCUCUGGCUCCUCGGGGCUCUCUGUGGAGGAAGCCUCGGGGCGGUGGCGGCCUGGCCAAGGAGGAUCCCAGGGCCGCAGCAGCCAUGCUUGCAGAUGGAGCUGGGAACGCCGGUCUGCGCUCUGUGCUGUCCAAGCCCCACACGCUCCAGGGGCCUUCCUGCCACUGUCCUGCACAUUUCCUGUGUCGCUCUGGUCUCGCCCGGCUCUGCCUGGAGAGCAUGGUAGGAGACUCACGGCUUGCAAGGGUCCCCGUCCCUGGAGCGGCUCCCCUGAAAGCCUCAGCAGCUCCCCAGACGCUGACUUCCACACAGACCUGCUCCGAGCACGUCCGGUGUUGUCUGCCUGCCCAGAUGAUCCCGGGCGCCUGGGGCUCGGGCAGGCAGACGAGCCUGGCUCAGGCCAGGGUCAUCUCUGGCCAGCAGUGCAGCUCCCGUGGACAGCAGCCUGUGGCCAGCGGCGCAGUUCCCGUGGACGGCAGCCCCUGGCCAGCAGUGCAGCUCCCGUGGACGGCAGCCCGUGGCCAGCGGCGCAGCUCCCGUGGACGGCAGCCCCUGCCCAGCGGUGCAGCUCCCUGCCCAGCGGUGCAGCUCCCUGUCCAGUGGUGCAGCCCCCGUGUUUCAGAAGCACAUUUUCUAGGGGACACCGCUGUGUUCAAGGAUGGCAAGUACUGGAUUCGAGGCCGGACAUCAGUGGACAUCAUCAAGACCGGAGGCUAUAAAGUCAGUGCCCUAGAGAUCGAGCGUCACCUGCUGACCCACCCCAGCAUCACCGAUGUGGCUGUGAUCGGAGUUCCAGACCUGACGUGGGGCCAGCGAGUCACAGCUGUGGUGUCCCUUCAAAAAGGACACUCCCUGUCCCACAGAGACCUCAAGGCGUGGGCCAGGGCCGUCCUCCAGAUUCCAGGUCCUGCGUGGCACCUGUGGUCCUGUGUGAGGCCACAUGGGCAGAGCGGGGCCCCCCGGGAGCCCGUGGCAGAGCGUCUCCCCGCAGCCAGUAGCCUCGCCCCAGGUUCUGUCCCUGGAGUCUGA
This is a messenger RNA of Dipodomys ordii (Ord's kangaroo rat), 2400 nucleotides long. It is a transcript of the gene Acsf3, whose product is annotated as acyl-CoA synthetase family member 3. Lineage: Eukaryota; Metazoa; Chordata; Mammalia; Rodentia; Heteromyidae. Bases 49 to 2400 code for a protein of 783 amino acids. Gene Ontology annotation, biological process: fatty acid metabolic process. The record is from RefSeq and is a predicted model, not a curated record. The transcript is spliced from 12 exons. Gene Ontology annotation, molecular function: medium-chain fatty acid-CoA ligase activity.